AACCGACUUGUCAAACCUCCCUUUUUUCCCGAAUUUCUGUCACAGUCCUUAUUCACUAUGGGUCGGGGAAAUCGCAUGAAGAAGCAGGGUCCUCCUGCCCCGCUGGAUGAGUCCAAGAUCACCAUCUACAAAAAGCGCAAGGCCACUGAACCCCAGACCAAGCCCGCCGAGUCGGGCAAGAAGCGGAGAAGAGCGGCCGCUGAGGAGGAGGAGGAGGAGGAGUCCGUCAAGCCCGUCGCCAAGAAGAAGGCCAAUGGUGCUGUGAACGGCAAGGCGACCAAGGUCGAGGCUAAGCCCAAGGCUAAGUCUCAGGGCAAGGAGCAGAAAAAGCCCGCCGCGGCGAAGAAGUCGAGUUUCAUGGAUUCGGACGACGAGGCGGAGGAGGAUGAUGAGGAUGCGUGGUCCGACUUGGACGACGAGGAGAUGCAGGACGAUGAGUUCGGCGACCUCGAUGCCGUGAGCGAUGACGAGAUGGCCUCCGAUGAUGAUGACUCGGUUGUCGACUCCGAGGACGACGACCACCCCCGCGAAGCCAUGUUCUCCGACGAUGAAGACCUUUCCGACGCGGAGGAGAGGCUGACGGCUGCCAACAUUGAGGGUCUAUCCCGGAAAUUGGAUAUGGCGAGACAGGAGGAGGAGGAAGAGGCCGAGCUCGAAUUGCAGGAAUCCGCCAUGCAGACCAACAUCGCGGGCGACCGUCCCGACGUCUUCGCCGACGACGUGGGCCAGCCCGGUCUGGCCCCCGACCUCCAGCUGCUCCGCACGAGAAUCACCGACACCAUCCGUAUCCUGGGCGACCUGAAGACCCUCGGCCAGCCCGGAAAGUCGCGAACCGACUACGUCAACCUGCUCCUCGGCGACAUCUGCACCUACUACGGCUACACGCCCUACCUCGCCGAGAAGCUCUUCAACCUCUUCACCCCCAUGGAGGCGUUUGCCUUCUUCGAAGCCAACGAAACCCCGCGUCCUGUUGUUAUCCGUACGAACACCCUGCGCACCAACCGUCGGUCAUUGGCCCAGGCUUUGAUCAACCGCGGUGUGGUCCUCGAGCCUGUCGGAAAGUGGUCCAAGGUCGGUCUGCAGGUCUUCGAGUCUGCCGUUCCCCUGGGUGCCACUCCCGAGUACCUGGCCGGUCACUACAUUCUCCAGGCCGCCUCCUCCUUCCUUCCCGUCAUGGCCCUGGCCCCUCAACCCAACGAGCGUGUUCUCGAUAUGGCCUCCGCCCCCGGUGGUAAGACCACUUACAUCUCGGCUCUGAUGCGGAACACCGGUACCGUCAUCGCCAAUGAUGCCAGCAAGCCCCGUGCCAAGGGUUUGAUUGGUAACAUCCACCGUCUCGGCUGCAAGAAUACCAUCGUGACCAACAUGGAUGCCCGCACUGCCUUCCCCAAGGCCAUGGGCGGCUUCGACCGUGUCCUUCUCGAUGCUCCCUGUACCGGUACCGGCGUUAUUUCCAAGGAUCCCAGCGUCAAGACCUCCAAGAACGAGCGUGACUUCCUUGCCAUUCCCCACAUGCAACGCCAGCUGCUUCUGGCCGCCAUCGACUCCGUCGACCACAACUCCAAGACGGGAGGCUACGUCGUCUACUCGACCUGUAGUGUUACCGUGGAGGAGAACGAGGCGGUGGUCAACUACAUUCUGCGCAAGCGCCCCAACGUCAAGCUCGUCGACACUGGUCUGGGUGACUUCGGUAGCCCCGGUAUGACCAGCUACAUGGGCAAGCACUUCGACGCCAAGAUGACCUUGACCCGCCGGUACUUCCCCCACCGUGAGAACGUCGACGGUUUCUUCGUCUGCAAGCUCAAGAAGACCGGCCCGUCCCCGACCGGCAAGCCCGGCGACGCCGCCGCCGCCGCCGCAACCACCAAGUCCGACCGCAAGGCCAGCAAGUCCCCGUCCGCCCCCUCCACCGACGACGAGAGCAUCGACAAGACCCCGAUUGUUGACGAAGACGGCAUGGUUCUGGAGACCGAGGGUGGCUCGUUCGGUCCCUUCGAGGAAGACAACCAGGACGCCGAGCGCAUUGCCCGCGCGGAGCGCAACCGCCUGCGUCGCAAGGGUCUCAACCCGAAGGCCGUGAAGCCCGCCAAAUCCUCCAAGCCCAAGAGCGAAUCCGAAACCGAGAAGCCCGCCGUGGAGGCCUCCCCUAAGACGGAGAAGAAGAAGGCGGCUGAUGCCGACACCAAGGCCAAGAAGGAUGAGGCUACUUCGUCCCCGGCCGCCAAGAAGCCCGCGAAGAAGACCAAGACGCAAGAAUCCACCCCGGCCACCUCUACAACUACUCCCUCCGACAAGAAGAAGAGCGCCGCGAAGAAGCAGGCCGAUAACAAGAGCGGAAAGUCCAAGAAGCCUGCCAAGAAAUAAGAGAGGGCGGCAGUUGGGUUUGCAUAUAUUAUGUCUGGUUUGAAACAAAAGCAUUAGUCUCGUGUUUGGUAUGGGUGGCG
Aspergillus brunneoviolaceus CBS 621.78 is the source of this 2444-nucleotide messenger RNA. Its product is annotated as rRNA (cytosine-C5-)-methyltransferase NOP2. The transcript has a single exon. Gene Ontology annotation, cellular component: nucleolus. Gene Ontology annotation, biological process: maturation of LSU-rRNA; rRNA base methylation. NCBI's taxonomy places the organism in Eukaryota, Fungi, Ascomycota, Eurotiomycetes, Eurotiales, Aspergillaceae. Gene Ontology annotation, molecular function: RNA binding; rRNA (cytosine-C5-)-methyltransferase activity. The record is from RefSeq and is a predicted model, not a curated record. Bases 58 to 2364 code for a protein of 768 amino acids.